UGAAAAUACUUGUCGUACGGGUAAGCAAAAGUUGGCGCGCACUCCUUAAGAAAACCCCUAUAGCAAAACCCCAGAGAUACAUUUCACAACAGAGAUGGAAAGAGAAAGCAAAGCUAAAAUGGCGGAUCAAGAGUUGGAGAAGCUCCUAAGCAUGGGCUUCCCCGAGGAACUCGCCGCUCAAGCACUCGCCGCAACAGGCGGCGAAUCCACCCUCAAAGCCACCGAGUGGCUUCUCUCUCAUCCUCAAUCUCGUCUUCAAACCCUCCAUAAACCCUCUAUUUCCCUUAACUCUCCGCCACCACCGCAACCGCAACCGCAACCGACUCAAUCUCAAUCUCAAUCUCAGUUAAAGCUCAACAAAUUCUUCCCUUCUCACUCCUCCACCAAACACCCCCUUACACAAACCCCAGAAAACCCACAAAUUUCCCCCCCUCUAAAACGCCCCAAACUCUCUUCUGCUCCUCCUUCAAUCCCUCAUGACACUAAACCCUCCGAACCCUUAUCGGAGCGAAUGCGGCCGCGGCUCAUAGGCGAAAUCGAGGGCCAAGAUCACAUUCUGGGACCCAAUUCCUUCCUUAGGUCGGCCAUCAAGUGUAAUUUUUUGCCCUCCAUUGUCCUAUGGGGCCCACCUGGUACUGGAAAGACCUCCAUUGCUAAGGCCCUUGUUAACUCCUCUUCUUGCUCCUACAAGUUUGUUUCCCUUUCGGCGGUCUCUUCGGGUGUUAAAGAUGUUAGGGAGGCUGUAGAGGGUGCUAGGAAGUUGAGGGAUAAAAUUGGUGGUGGUAAAAGGACUGUGCUUUUUAUUGAUGAAGUUCACAGGUUUAACAAGUCUCAGCAAGAUUCUUUCUUGCCUGUGAUUGAGGAUGGCAGUAUUGUCUUUAUUGGGGCUACUACUGAGAACCCUUCAUUCCAUUUGGUUACUCCUUUGUUGUCUAGGUGUAGGGUACUUACCCUUAAUCCAUUGCAACCCUGUGAUAUUAACAAGUUGUUGAGAAGGGCAGUUGAUGAUUCUGAAAAAGGGUUGCCAUUGAGUGUUGGGAGGACGGUCGAGGUUGAGAACGAAGCGAUUGAGCUUUUGUCCUCACAGUGUGAUGGGGAUGCUAGGGUUGCAUUAAAUGCCCUUGAGGUUUGUGCCACCACGGCGUUGGGCCGUGUUCAGGAUAAUGUGGUGGUGGUUGUUAAUGUGGAGGAUGUGAAGGAAGUUAUGCAAUGUAAGCAUCUUGCUUAUGAUAGGGCAGGAGAAGAGCAUUACAAUUUGAUUAGUGCAUUGAUUAAGUCGAUGAGAGGGAGCGAUGCAAAUGCAGCUAUAUAUUGGCUUGCUAGGAUGUUGGAAGGAGGAGAACAACCAUUGUAUAUAGCUAGAAGAUUGGUUGUGUUUGCGAGUGAGGAUGUUGGAUUAGCUGACCCUAAUGCGCUAUUGCAAGCCGUGGCUUGUCAUCAAGCUUGUCAUACUGUUGGAUUGCCUGAGUGCAGGUUGAAUCUAGCUCAAUGCGUUGCUUAUUUAGCUUUGGCUCCAAAAUCUGUGGCUGUUUACAAGGCCAUAAAUGAGGCGAUGAAGGUGGUGAAAGACUCGGUUGGGGGGAACCAAGGGGUGCCCUUGCAUCUAAGAAACGCACCAACGAAGCUUAUGGGGGACCUUGGUUAUGGAAAGGGAUACAUUUAUACCCCAGAUAAUCCUACAGCAAAGCAGAGUUUUCUACCUCCAUCACUCCUAGGUAAGAAGUUUCUUGAAUGGCCACCUUCCGACGCCUGAGAAGCUGUCAAGGCCAUUCAAGUAUUGAAGCCAUUAAAUUGACAUUUUGGUUUAGACCCAUCUGACUGUUGUUGAGGUCAUUGACAUUUUGCUGGUUUGAUACAUUUUGUGUUGUUCAAUGGUAAUAUGGUACCAAGUAUAUUCGGGUGCUAAAUUUUGUUUCAAUAUGUAUAUGUAUUAGCUUGACACUGUUGUUGGUAGCAUCAAACUGUGAUAUACUUGUAGGAAGCUUUCUUAAGUCCUCCUCAUGUAACUACCAUUUGAAGCACAUUUUACAUUCCAAUAUUAUGAUCGCGAGAUAAUGUGUCCGAUUACAUGAAACUUUGAAAGAAAAAUGUCGUUCAUAUUUGCUGACAAUAAAUAAACAGUGCAAAUUCUUCAUUUCCCAAGA
Molecule: messenger RNA, 2144 nt
Organism: Spinacia oleracea (spinach)
Lineage: Eukaryota; Viridiplantae; Streptophyta; Magnoliopsida; Caryophyllales; Amaranthaceae
Exons: 1
Coding region: 95-1753 (552 amino acids)
Biological process (GO): DNA synthesis involved in DNA repair; DNA-templated DNA replication
Cellular component (GO): nucleus
Molecular function (GO): DNA binding; ATP binding; protein binding
Source: RefSeq, a predicted model, not a curated record